Danaus plexippus (monarch butterfly) is the source of this 4947-nucleotide messenger RNA. RefSeq names its product histone acetyltransferase KAT7 (gene chm). Lineage: Eukaryota; Metazoa; Arthropoda; Insecta; Lepidoptera; Nymphalidae. Gene Ontology annotation, molecular function: zinc ion binding; histone acetyltransferase activity. Gene Ontology annotation, cellular component: nucleus. Gene Ontology annotation, biological process: regulation of DNA-templated transcription. The record is from RefSeq and is a predicted model, not a curated record. Bases 167 to 2497 code for a protein of 776 amino acids. The transcript is spliced from 11 exons.
AAAUGUCAAAAUUGAUUAUUGUUUGAGAAAGUAUUGUAUUUUGUGAGUGAAGAAUAUGUUUUUUUAGUUAUUUAAAUGAAAUUCACACUAAUUAAACAUCUAUAAAUAGGAGAGGACAUCUUCACUGUCAAUACCAAUUUUGUGCUUGCCUUGAGCAUUAUUCAUCAUGACUAAUUUGGAUGUGAGCAACAGCAGCACUGACAGCAGUUCAGGGUCGACUUCUGAUUCUAGCAGUAGUGGGACGUCAUCUACCAGCUCAGGCUCAGGAUCCAGCAGUUCUGACUCCGAAUCAUCCACGUCCGACGUGCCGGCCACCGUACCGCCACCUAAAUCACCAGUACCUCCACCAGUGGAAGAACCCGCAAAAGAGGAGCCAAAACCUCAAAGGCCAGCAAAAGUCUCUUCAUCCAGUGAUGAUGAAGUACCAAAACCGGAGACACCAAAACCAAUGCCACCAAGACGACGAUCAAUCAAAUCUAAAAAUGCUGCAUCAGUACUCGUCAAAAAACAACCAGCAGUUCCGAGGAUCACAACCGGCGCAAAGUCCAAAGCGAUAUCAAAAACAAUACCGAAAGCAAAUAAAAUAGAUGCAAAUUCACUAAAAAAGAAAAGCAUUUUCUCACCCGACAACAGUUCUGAAUCAGAAACUGAGAGCAAGGACAGCAAAACGUCCAAAACCAGCCCAAAGGGUUCACCGAUCAACAAAAAGACCAGUAUUAAAUCCAGCGACGAAAAAGAUACACCUUCACCAUUGAUGCCGGUGCAAAAUGAAGAUUCAAAUUCCAACUCCAAGGAUAGCUCUAAACGUAGAGCGAGCAGGUCAAGUGGGCCUCCAUCUAAAAAAGCUUCGGAGGACAAAAGCGCGUCCUCAUGCUCGUCCAGCCAAUCAUCAGUGGAAUCUGUGUCCUCCGAGAGUGAUAGCGAUCGCAUGGAGAAGAAAGAAGAUUCCAAUACAAGCAAAUCCAAACCAUCCUCUAAUGCGAGUAGUAAGCCGGAGACAACACCGAAGAGUGGUGAUUCGAGUGACUCCGUGGGUACAAUGACUCGUAAGUUGACUCGAUCCUUGUCAGCCAGAGUGUCCCGGAUGGCUGCCAAACCCACCAACACUGACACCGACUCAGAGGCUGAUGAUAAAACUGUGGAACAGAGUAAGGAUGAUAAACGCCUGGCAAAGGCUCGGGCUGCGAUCGGACGCUCGCCGGUCACACCAGCUCCUCCGACCGCACCUUCAGAGAGGAGGUGUCCCGUCAGAGACUGUGACUCCAGCGGACAUCUGGGCGGUAAGGUCAAUCGUCACUUCACCUGGGACGCUUGUCCCGUGUAUCACAACGUGACGGCUGCCUGGUGCGUCGCGGCGGCCGAGGAGCGAGCAGCCGCCGCCGCGACCAGGAGGCGGGCGCUCGCCGCAAUGCACCAGAGGCCCAGGGCUAUGCCCACCAUCGAACAACGGGCGUACCAGCUCAAGGUCAAGGACCUGCGUUCGAAGUGGAAGGGCAGUCAGGAGUUACGGUCGAUGGCGAACAACGAGGAGUUGGGUGAUGAGAGGGAGCCGGUGCUGGAAGGCUUCGCCCCCGACUACGACCUGCGGCUGUUCAGGGAAGCGCAGGCUCUGGCGGCUGUUAAGAUCGAAGAGGAACUUGGAGAUAUAUCCACCGAUAAAGGCACCAGUAGUUAUUGUUCUUCGUCCAGAUACGUGGUGAUGGGCAAGUAUCUGAUGGAGGUCUGGUAUCAGUCGCCGUACCCGGGCGACGCGGCUCGGGUGCCGAGGCUGUUCGUGUGUGAGUUCUGCCUGUCGCAUCACAAGUGCGCGGCCGGCGCUAACAGACACAAGGCCAAGUGUGUAUGGAGACAUCCGCCCGGGGACGAGGUGUACAGGAAGGACAACCUGAGCGUGUGGCAGGUGGACGGCCGGAAACAUAAGCAGUACUGCCAGCAGCUCUGUCUGUUGGCGAAGUUCUUCCUGGACCACAAGACGCUGUACUACGACGUAGAGCCCUUCCUCUUCUAUGUGAUGACCUGCGCUGAUGAUGAAGGCUGUCACAUCGUUGGAUAUUUCAGUAAGGAGAAAAACUCGUUCUUGAACUACAACGUGUCUUGUAUACUGACCCUACCGCCCUACCAGCGUCAGGGCUACGGCAGGCUGCUCAUCGAUUUCAGUUACCUCUUAACUAAAGUGGAGGGUAAAGUGGGUUCGCCGGAGACCCCGCUGUCGGACCUGGGGCUCAUAUCGUACAGGUCAUACUGGAAGGAGGCUCUAUUGAAGAGGCUCUGUUCGGCGUCAGGGUCGACUCUAUGCAUACGAGACCUCAGCAAGGACCUGGCGAUCGCGUCCUCGGACAUCGUGUCCACCUUGCAGGAACGCGGCUUAAUGAAAUACUGGAAGGGAAAACACAUAGUGCUGAAAAAACAGGAGGUGCUAGAGGAGGCGAGCCGGCGCGCCUCCAGAGCUCGCAGCGUUGAGCCUUCCUGUCUGCGGUGGUGGAGCUCGGCCCGCUGACGCCGCGCCCCCCGCGCCCCCCCGCGGAACUCACGGCACGCACGACCCAGGAGACCAACAAGACGCCGCCGGCCUAGGAGACCCAACUCCUCGGCCGCGAGGGCACUGCUUUAACACGCACGCCGGGUGUGCUCCACCCGGGGACGAGGUUGAAGGGUCUACUCUAGGUAACUAGCUUAUGUAUUAUACAGUCUGUCUGAUUUACAGAGACUAGGACAUUUAUACUUGUUAUGGGACUGUGUCUGCGGACUAUGUGGCUACGGAGAACUGUUCACUCAAUGUGAGGAUGUGUCGGAUAGUGUAUAGUGGAUUGCUGAAGUUAUUGUGUCAAUCUAUGUGAGUUCUGCUCUUCUUAUAGACUCAGUCGCCUGGACCUGUUUGAACUAUUUGUUGGGUAGUUUUAAGUGCUAAGUAUAAGUUUAUCUCCAAGUGUUCUAUAUUAUUAAGUCGGACUUUUCUGGUAAUGAAGCUAUUUUUAGGCAUGCACCAGAAAAUUCUCUCGAAUCAAUAAGCUGCCUGAUGAUGAGAAGAUUAUAAUGUUUAAAGGGACAUUAGGUAUUUGAAUGUUGGACAUGUAAGUUAUCGUAGCGGAAAGAUUUACCCAGCAUCCAAUAUGAGAGAAAUGUACAUAGUACCAGGAACUUAUGGAAACUGAGAUAAUGAUUUGUUGGUAUUUAAACUAAUUUUCACUUAAGAUAACUGAUGUCUGACAACCAUUGUGACAUAACCCCUUAAAUUCAUGAUGAAUCUUGUAGUUUGUAGAGAAUAAGAAAGAUUUGAGGAUCUUAUUAAUAUGGAUAUAUGAUUUCGGUUCUAGGCUAAAAAUGUCUUGUUAAUAUAAAUUGUUAGUUGAUGUUUAUUACGUUGUAUAAAUAAAUUUAAAAAAUUAAUUUUAUAAUAAAAUACUAUUUUUAAUGCAAUAUAUCUUAAUUAUAAUAAGAAAAGUUAUCUAGAUAAGAGUUUUAUUAAUCUUACAAAUUAAUUUAACAAUGUAUGUGUGUGUGUCUGCGUGUGUGUCUGUGUGUGUGUACAUAUGAUGCAUAAAGCCCGAUAUUAGCUGAUUGGUGUAAGAAAUAAUUACAAUAGGUUUAGACGAAUCACAGAGAUGGAUAAGUUUUAAAUAAUAUAUAUUUUGCUCGCACAACAACAGCACUAUUAUAAAUAAAAAACAUUGACUUAAAACGUAAUUCCAAGUAAUGUUGUUAGCUGAUCCUAUCGAUUUUACUUGGAAUAAUAAACUACCCUCACCGAACUAGAUAGUGUUUUUAAGAGGAAUAAUUCUCUAUUUUUAGCUUCCACCGUCAGCUUCCAAUCAAUUGAUCGCUUUCAUUUUGUUUGCAAGUUAUAAAUAUAUUUCUUAUAAGAUUUUGGGACCUCGUCAUAUCAAAAUACUAUAAGUGCUUCAACUAACUAUACGUUUACUAUAAGUUUGUAUAGCUAUAGCUAACUACGAAAUGAGCGUUUAAAAAUAUUAAUUUAUGAAACAACAUCGAUACUAACACGUGAGAAGAUUAACGAAUUAAAAACUACAAACGCUCCGUAUUUAGUUUGACGAUGAUUACAUGUGGUAAGCAAACUGUAUUGUCUUUUUUUUAACAAGUGUUUGUUUACGAUAAUAUAAAAAAAAAUACAAUAAUUAAAAAUAUAUAUAUAUAUAUAUAUAUUAAAUCGAUUUUCUUGAAGACUGUGUACAACCUUAAGUCUGUUUAAUUUACGUGUUAUUUAAAAAAAUGUCUUUUUCAUAUAAAUUGCAUUUAGGAACACAAAUAAUAAUUUUAAAUUUCGCUUAACAGAUGUUUAGGAUAAAUAUUACAUAAUAAGAAAUAUUUUUAUGUUAUCUAGUUAAAAUUAAAGCGGUUUAAUCUAAUUCUUAGGAUAAAAAGUUCACUGAUACCAGGAUUCCAACCUGAUAGGUAGAUCCAUUCGCGUUACCAGUACGCCAUGGCUUAGUUAGAAAAACAAAUGAAACGUGCUCCGGAGGUAGCAGGUUUGGAGCCCGUUUGUGUCAAUUAAUUUAUCUUUCUGUAUCUAUUCCACUUUGAACUGUAUAUUUAAAGAGAAUAAGGUCGUUUUUCGUCAUAUAUGACUCUUUUAGACAAAUAUUUAAGAAUUUAUAGGUAUUAUUGCGGAGUAGAUUUUGAAGUGAGAUUGAAAUUAAGAAACAACACUAGCAGUAGUAUUUGGAUUUGUUUAUUUUAGAAGAAUGAUAUUAGAAUAAAAUAAACAUAUUCUCUUAAUUAAAUCUGAUUAAGUUUAUGUAAAAAAAUUAGGUAAAAACUAUUACCGACAAACCUUCGAACUGUUACUUACGUUUUACUUCUUACUAAUAUUGGUCUAAAUUAAUUUUAUAAUGUCUGAUGAGAAAUAAAUGUUAUAAUGUACAUAUUGUAAUAAAGUACUUAAUAAUAACUAAUUUAUAUUAUAGUUUCAAUAAAAUUAAUUUUAUCUAU